Camelus dromedarius (Arabian camel) is the source of this 2019-nucleotide messenger RNA. It is a transcript of the gene MRPL53, whose product is annotated as mitochondrial ribosomal protein L53. The coding region runs from base 360 to 698 and encodes 112 amino acids. The record is from RefSeq and is a predicted model, not a curated record. Gene Ontology annotation, cellular component: mitochondrial large ribosomal subunit. NCBI's taxonomy places the organism in Eukaryota, Metazoa, Chordata, Mammalia, Artiodactyla, Camelidae. The transcript is spliced from 3 exons.
CAACACGGUACAAAGGGGAAGAGGCUGCAAGAGACAUGGUGUCGGAGCCAGGUGCAAACGGCUUUUGCACGACUGAUUUAUUGUCUUCACUGCGGUACAAGAGGGCUAUUAAUGAUAGGCAGUACUUACUGACCGCUUACUUUGGGCCCCCAUACCCUGUGCGGAAACCAUCUCUCCCUCCUGGCCUUCCUCCUCCUCUCGGGCCGGGAGCCCAAGGGAGCGGUUUGGGGACCAGCGCCACCCACGGCGGCGACAAACGCUCACCCCGCGAAGGUCUGCGGCCUGCGAAAGCGCGCCGCUCACAGCCGGUCGCAUAAGCGACACUUCCGGGCACGAGUUCUUCCGGGGCGGAGGUCACCAUGGCGGCGUCCUUGGCUCGGCUCGGACUCCGCCCUGUUAAGCAGGUUCGGGUUCAAUUCUGCCCCUUCGAGAAGAACGUGGAGUCGACGAGGACCUUCCUCCAGGCAGUGAGCAGCGAGAAGGUUCGCUCCACCAACCUCAACUGCUCGGUGAUUGCGGACGUGAGGCAUGACGGCUCAGAGCCCUGCGUGGACGUACUGUUCGGAGACGGGCAUCGCCUGAUUAUGCGCGGCGCGCACCUCACUGCCCAGGAAAUGCUCACAGCCUUUGCCUCCCACGUCCAGACCAGGGGCGCGGCGGCGAGCGGGGACAAGCCUGGCGAUAGUACUGGGCGCUAACGGCGCAGAAGGGACCAACAAGCAGUUUUUAGCGUGAAACUGCUAAGGACACUUAUCUAAGAAAACCGUCACUUAAUAAUUUCUCAAAUCACUAUCUGGAGGGCCACAGAGCGCCCCCAAAAGAAAGAGCCCCGUGACGAUAAAUCCAACCAGUGUUUCUGGGAGGAAACAAGAUGGGGAGGGGUCUGAAGAAACUUGAAUUUAUUUCACUUUCUUACCAUCAUUCACUGCUUGACUCUUGAAUCUGGCUUCUCCCACCACUGCUCAAGAUACUUUUUCUUAUUAGAAAAUCCAGUGCUGUUUCCUCAGUCCUCAUCUUUCCAUCUCAGUAGCAUCUACCACUCUUAAUUCACUUCCUUGUGGAACUUCUUUUACUUUCAGGUCCUAUUUCUUCUCUUAACCCUAUAAGUAUACUGCUUUUCUUUCUCUUUUUUUUUGGGGGGGGGGGGACUCGAACCACCCUCUUGGGUUAACCUCUACAUUUCUGUUUGCCUCAAAUAUCAAAUCCUGUGCAAUAGUCAGGAUAUCUACUAUGAGUUUUACCCAAAUUCUACCAACACUCUUUGUACAAAAUAUAAUCUUACAUACUCUGUAUAGUUGACCCUUGAACAACUGGGUUUGAACUGCAGGGGUCCUCUUAUAUGCCUAUUUUAAAAAAUAAAUACAUACUACAGUAGAACACUUCCUGGCUUUUUCAAUCUGCGGUUGUGGAACCGUGGAUUCUGGAGGGCCAUCUGUAGAGUUAUCCCCAGAUUUUCAACUCUGUAGAGGGGUUGGGUCCCUAACCCCAACCUGACCCCCAUUGUUUAAGGGUCAACUGUACUUGCCUCCUCCCCUGACUUCUCAUUCCUUUAAAAGGCAGUUCCUCUGCUCAGCCACUUGAGUUGGAAAACCACAGCAUUAUCUCUGGUUCUGCCCCCUCCCUUUCCUGCAUAUCCAGUCAGUAAGUUCAGAAUAUUCUGUCUUAAACAGAAGCUCCUGAAAUGUUCUCUUCAUUCCCAUUCACUCUCCUGUAUCAUUGUUGCAUUCUCCCACCUGGUCUUUUUCCAAAUCAUUUUUGCUGCUGCUGCUUAAUUUUAUCUUUCCAAAGCACAUCACUGGUUUUAUAUUUUACUACUAGUUGUUUCAGAGAACAGUGCCUAAAGUACUUUUAGGUACUGUGCCUGAAGUGUUUUUCAUACGAGGUUGUCACCCAUUAAUGUGAAUCGUGAAAUCAAUUUACAGGAUUGUAUCAGAGUGUAUGGCACAUGGAAUGGGAAGUAUUCUUUAAGCAACUUAAUGUUUUAAGUAUAUAAUCAUGAAUAUAGAUAGAUUAUGUAAA